AGGAGCGGCGCAGCGAAGGGCAGCAGCUCGGCGAGCGGCGGCGGGAGGGCCGCCCCCGCCGCCCGGGGCUGCGCGCUGGGCAGAGGCGGCGGGGAUGGGCGGGCGCGGGGCGGCUCCGCCAGCCGCCGUCCUCCGAGCCUCGGCCGCCUCCCGCCGCGCUAUAUAGGGGAGGGAGGGGUCGCGGAAAGGGGAGGGGGGGGUGGCCGGCGUGGCCAAAGCGCACGGGGCGGCGAUGCCUCCUACCAGGGGAGCGCACAAGUGACCGGCACCUCUUCCCAUGCCCGUCUCUUGAAGAGAUUCCGCCCCCCCCCCCCCCCCCGCCCGGCAUGGAUGUGGCCAACAACACUACCUCCCCAGAGCGCUCCCCCGAGGGGGCAGGCGGCCCCGGCCUCGCCGAGGUGACCCUAGGCUACCAGCUGCUCACCUCCCUGCUCCUGGGCACGCUCAUCCUGUGCGCCGUGAGCGGCAACGCCUGCGUGAUCGCGGCCAUCGCCCUGGAGCGCUCCCUGCAAACCGUGGCCAACUAUCUCAUCGGCUCGCUGGCCGUCACCGACCUCAUGGUGUCCGUGCUGGUGCUGCCCAUGGCGGCUCUCUACCAGGUGCUGAACAAGUGGACGCUGGGGCAGGUCACCUGCGACAUCUUCAUCUCGCUGGACGUGCUGUGCUGCACCUCCUCCAUCCUGCACCUGUGCGCCAUCGCCUUGGACAGGUACUGGGCCAUCACGGACCCCAUCGACUAUGUCAACAAGCGGACUCCCCGGCGGGCCGCCGCGCUUAUCAGCCUGACCUGGCUCAUCGGCUUCUUGAUAUCCAUCCCGCCCAUGCUGGGCUGGAGGACGCCCGAGGACCGCUCGGACCCCGACGCCUGCACCAUCAGCAAGGACCACGGGUACACCAUCUACUCCACCUUCGGCGCCUUCUACAUCCCGCUUCUCCUCAUGCUGGUGCUCUACGGUCGCAUCUUCAAGGCGGCCCGCUUCAGGAUCCGCAAGACCGUCAAGAAAGCCGAGAAGAAGAAAAUCGCCGACACCUGCCUCACCCUCUCCCCGGCCGCCCUGCAGAAGAAAAGCAACGGGGACCCCGGCAAAGGCUGGCGGCGGACCGUGGAACCGAAGCCCGGUGCCUAUGUCAACGGCGCGGUGCGGCAGGGUGAGGACGGGGCCGCCCUGGAGAUCAUCGAGGUCCAGCACUGCAACAGCUCCUCCAAGACUCACCUGCCGCUGCCCAGCGAGGCGUGCGGCUCCCCGCCGCCCCCCUCCUUCGAGAGGCGCAACGAGAAGAACACGGAGGCCAAGCGGAGGAUGGCUCUGUCCCGGGAGAGGAAGACUGUCAAGACCCUGGGCAUCAUUAUGGGUACCUUCAUCCUCUGCUGGCUGCCGUUCUUCAUCGUGGCGCUCGUCCUGCCCUUUUGUGACAGUAAGUGCUACAUGCCCGAGUGGCUGGGGGCAGUCAUCAACUGGCUGGGCUACUCCAACUCCCUGCUCAACCCCAUCAUCUAUGCCUAUUUCAACAAAGACUUCCAAAGUGCUUUUAAGAAAAUUAUCAAGUGCAAAUUUUGCAGGCACUGAAGCCCGCUGCUCCCGGACGGGGCAGAGGGGGUCCUGCCGCUCGCUCCAUCCGCCUGGCCCCCCGCCGCAGUGUCCCCCCCGCCCAGCAGACAGGCAGGGGGCUCCAGGCUCCCCUCCGCAGGGCGCCCGAGUCCCCUCGCUCCUCCGCCCGUCGGACAAGCCCCGCGGGGCCGGGCCCGGCUCCACUGGGGACGGCGGCGGGACGCCCGGCCCGGGAGGGCUCCGCGGCCGCCCUCGCCUCGCUUGGCCUCGCCGCGGCUCCGCUGCCGGGCGCCGGCGCUCCCUCCUCCCUCCCGCCCUCCCUCCCCUCCAUCCUUCUGGGUAGACUUAGGGUUUGCAGGUCGUUGCUUGUGGUCACCGUAAACCACAGCGUCUGCCCGAGUAGCACCGGUAAAAAUAAAGCACCCUAUGCAGAAAACCGCCGUAUAGGGAGGGUUUCUUGGAUUUACGGGGAGACGACGGUGGGGCUCAGAGUCCGACUUCGGUCUGGCAGUGUGAGUGUGGAGGCUGAAGGCGAGCGGAGAAAGGGGCUCUGGGCUCGUCGCUUCCCGGUCUGUGAAACCACCAAGUGGAUUUUUUUUGGGGAAAAGCGACCGUGUGGUACCUUGCAAGGUACUUACAGCGACAUCCCCGUCUGCGUUAUGUGUGUCUAACAGCUCUUCUGCUAUGCUAGGACUUUCCAGUUUAUCUGGCUUCCCUUCGUUGCAACGCAGGGAGGUUAUGAGGCUUAAACCGUAACGGCAAGCCUCAUUAUAUGGGGAUAUAUUUUUUAAAAUGCCUUUGACGGAGGGUUUCCCACCAAGGAAAGGAUUGGCGCUGUGCGACUGUCCCUGAGUUCACCGCGCACGCAGCGGCACAGGGAUUUUAAGCAGCCUCCGAAGCAGUGUGGUUUUUUUUUUUUGUUUUGUUUUGUUUUGUUUUGUUUUGUUUUUUCUAAGCCGCUUGAAAGUUUCUCCGGAGACGUUGCUGUUACUUCGGAGUCAGCCAGCUGCUGCGGCACAUCUUGCUCGGGAAAACCAAAAACCACAAUGAACAACAAAAGGAACCAAACCGUUCAACCAAAACAGUGCCAUGUGCUCCGUGGCGGUAGGGGAGGGGCCGAGAGCAUCCUCCGGCGUCAGCCGCAGGUGGCGAAAGCGGCGUCUGGGCGCAGGCUGGGAAAGGGCAGGGUCCCCCCUCCCCCGGGCCAGCCCCGGCGGGCGUGAGCACGACCCUACCCGCAAGUUGAGAGCUGUGGCCAGAAUCAGGCAGUGUGACUGCGGUGCCAAGGGCAGAGGGAGUCAAGCAUGUCCCGUCUGGUCCCUGCGGCGGCUCCGCAAGACUCCCCACCUCCCGCCCCCCGCAGAGGGUGCCCCCUCUUUUCCGUCAAUCUCAGCUGCUUGGUCCCAGGAAACCCGGGGUGCUUCCCCUUCCCCGGCCUGGCCCGGGGUCGGAGCAGGACAACAGGACAGCCUUGCCCGCCGCACAGCCCCACUGCCCUGCCACCCUGCCCCUUUCCUGCCGUGCCCCCGGCUCUCUCCCGCCGGCUGCGAUCGGGACCUGGGGCCGCUCUCGGGCCGGGCAGAGGGGUGGUGGUGGUGGGGGGGGAUGGCGCCGGGACGGGCACUGGCACUGGGCCGGCUGCCGCGUACCUCUGCGACGGGCUGCCUGAAAUGAAUGCUUGACCAAAUAUAUAUAUACAUAUAUAUAUAUUUUCCUGUUUAUUUUUGUGUAAUCUAUGUUAUCUGUAGGUAUAAUGGAAUGUUAACUUCGUGCGUCGCGUGAAUGUAAGUGUCCAGUCAUUUCUGAACUUCAACCGCUUACAUUAAAUGAAAAUAGUGCUUUUAACAGCCUCAGACAUGUAGCUGAUUUUCUGAAAGUCUUAUUUGUCCUCAUUUUCGCAAUUAAAGUGAUCUUUGGUCUUA
Molecule: messenger RNA, 3472 nt
Organism: Tyto alba (common barn owl)
Lineage: Eukaryota; Metazoa; Chordata; Aves; Strigiformes; Tytonidae
Gene: HTR1A
Product: 5-hydroxytryptamine receptor 1A
Exons: 1
Coding region: 327-1568 (413 amino acids)
Biological process (GO): adenylate cyclase-activating adrenergic receptor signaling pathway; regulation of vasoconstriction; regulation of hormone secretion
Cellular component (GO): plasma membrane
Molecular function (GO): G protein-coupled serotonin receptor activity
Source: RefSeq, a predicted model, not a curated record